This is a messenger RNA of Thyridium curvatum, 2085 nucleotides long. RefSeq lists its product as uncharacterized. The transcript has a single exon. The record is from RefSeq and is a predicted model, not a curated record. Bases 1 to 2085 code for a protein of 694 amino acids. Lineage: Eukaryota; Fungi; Ascomycota; Sordariomycetes; Thyridiales; Thyridiaceae.
AUGCCGCCUAGCAUGCAGGACGGCCCGCCGCCUCCCUACUCGGAGACGGACAUCUACUCCAACUCGAGCGGUGGCGAUCGCUCUGCCACCGGUGCCGCCGAGGGUGCUCCCCGCGGCGAUAACGGCUCGCUCAAUGGCGUCGAGAGUCUCUCCUCCGCCACCUGGUCGUCCUCGGGCGAGGUAGUCCCGACUCCCCCCGAGAGCCCCCUGCCCUCCAGCAUCCCGCAGGGCCCCGCCCAGCCGUCGGCCGUCCAGCCGUCGAGCACCGCCGACGACAAGAAGGAGAUGCCCGCCACGGCCCAGGCGUACUUCAACUCGCGCGGUCCCGCGCCGCCCCACACGCGCCGCCUGCCCUCCGAGAUCCAGACCCACUACCUGGACAUCCAGCCGCACACCACCCCGGACGACCUCCGCUACCCGGCCGAGCUGUGCUGGGCUUCGCGCUACGACGUCACCCAGGAGGACUGGCUGACCUUUCUCAACUUCCUCCUGCCGCACCACAGCGCCCGGCACAACGCCGCCGUCAUCGAGCGCAAGAUCCAGAAAGAGCAGCAGGCCGCCGCCGCCGCCGCUGCUGCUGCUGCCGCCGGCGGUACCAAGGACCCGUCGUCGGCCGAGGGCGUCGCGCAGCUCGAGGGCGCGCGCCCUGCUCGCGCUGGUGCUACCGCCGCGUCCGGCCCUGACGACGUCGACAUCGAGUUUGCACCCAGCUACCAUGCUAUCUUGCUCGCCGCUUAUCGGUGGAACGAACGCUUCUUCCGCCCGCGUGGCCUCGUCGUCAGCAUCCACAAGGACCCUAACAUCCCCGACCCCAGUGCGGACGCUCAGCGUGCUCAGCGCGCCCAGCGCGCCGCCGCGCCCGCCGCGGCCACUGCCAACGCCCUCGCCUCGGGCAUGACCGGCCUGCGCGUCCGCAACGCCCCCGCCAACGCCAACGUCCCUGGCGCCGGCCGGCCCCGCGGAGCCCGCCUGGCUGCCAUGCUGGGAGAGGGUGAGCCCUAUGAGCGCCGUGCUGCUCGAGACGCUGUCAACGCUGCAGGUGGAUAUGGCGGCAUCGCCGGUGGUGGUGGUGCUCAGCACCAGCAGACCCCCGCAGCGGCGGCUCUCAAAGACGACUCGUCGAGCAGCAGCUCCUCCUCGUCGUCGUCGUCGAGCUCGUCUUCGUCCUCCGACUCCUCCUCCGACUCCGACUCGGAGGGCUCGGUCGGCUCGCUGCCCGACUACGACGACCUCUUUGACGCGCAGCUCCCCGUCGCCAAGGCCGGCGUCCAGGCCUGGCUCGACCACCCGGAGCAGCCCAUCACCAAGACGGGCGUCAAGAACCUCCUGGCGCAGAUCAAGGCCGCCAAGCAGCAGCAGCAGCAGCCAGGCCCCUUCCCUGUCAACAACAACAACACCGGCACCGCCGGCCAGCUGGCCUCGUACAGCAAGGCCGAGCUCGCGGCCCUGAGGAAGGACGUCAAGGGCCUCCUCCGGCGCUGGAAGAAGCUCAAGCGGGCGCAGAAGCAGGCCGCGCGCCGCCUGCGCAGGGACAAGAAGAAGCAGGCCCGCGCCGAGAAGAAGGAGCGCCGCACCGCCCGCCGCGAGGUCAAGAAGGCCGAGAAGAAGGCCCAGAAGGAGCGCCGCCGCGAGCGCCGCCGCGCCGAGGGCCGGCGCGGAGGACUUGCUGCUGCUGGUGGUGGUGGCCGUGGCGGCCACAUGGGCGGUGGUGGUGCCGGUGGUGGCCAUGCCUUUGCCCCCAGCGAUGUCGUUCCCGGUCAGGUUCCCGGCGGCGGUGGCCCGUCUACCUAUGGCCCGCCCCCCUUCGUCCCGCACGGCGUGGUCCCUGGCCAUGCCCCAGGUGUUUCCCCUGCCUUUGGUCCGGGCGUCCAUCCCGGUGUCGUCCACCCUCCUAUCGUCGUCGCGGGCGGCCUUCCGUCUCCCUUUCCGCCUCCCCCUGUCUUCCCUGCCGGUUACAACGGAUACGGCGGCACCUGGUCCCCGGGCGGCGGUGUCUUCUCGUUUGGAGGUCGUGGAGGCCAUUUUGGCCGUGGUGGCCGUGGUGGUCGUGGUCGUGGUGGUGGACGAGGCGGCCCUGGUGCCUAG